Messenger RNA from Antechinus flavipes (yellow-footed antechinus), 1546 nucleotides. It is a transcript of the gene GNAT3, whose product is annotated as G protein subunit alpha transducin 3. The record is from RefSeq and is a predicted model, not a curated record. Gene Ontology annotation, cellular component: photoreceptor outer segment; heterotrimeric G-protein complex; photoreceptor inner segment. The transcript has 8 exons. Gene Ontology annotation, biological process: sensory perception of sweet taste; detection of chemical stimulus involved in sensory perception of bitter taste; adenylate cyclase-modulating G protein-coupled receptor signaling pathway. NCBI's taxonomy places the organism in Eukaryota, Metazoa, Chordata, Mammalia, Dasyuromorphia, Dasyuridae. Bases 1 to 1065 code for a protein of 354 amino acids. Gene Ontology annotation, molecular function: G protein-coupled receptor binding; GTP binding; GTPase activity.
AUGGGGAGUGGAAUAAGUUCUGAGAGUAAGGAAUCAGCCAAAAGAUCAAAGGAACUUGAAAAAAAACUUCAGGAAGAUGCAGAGCGAGAUGCCCGAACCGUAAAGCUUCUCCUAUUGGGUGCUGGUGAAUCUGGAAAAAGCACAAUUGUUAAACAGAUGAAGAUUAUCCAUAAGAAUGGCUACACAGAGCAAGAAUGUAUAGAGUUCAAAGCUGUUGUUUACAGUAAUACCCUUCAAUCCAUUCUGGCCAUUGUGAAGGCCAUGGGAGUUCUGGGAAUUGAUUAUGUAAAUCAACAAAGUACAGAAGACCAAAAACAACUUUUUAUGAUAGCAAAUGGCUUAGAAGAUGGCACCAUGACUCCUGAACUGACUGAAAUAAUAAAACGACUAUGGAAAGACCCGGGAAUCCAGAACUGCUUUGAGAGGGCAUCAGAAUACCAACUCAAUGACUCAGCAGCAUAUUACCUCAAUGAUCUUGACAGGAUAACAGCUCCUGGAUAUGUUCCAAAUGAACAAGAUGUCCUGCACUCCAGGGUGAAAACUACAGGCAUCAUUGAAACACAAUUCUCCUUCAAGGAUUUGCACUUCAGGAUGUUUGAUGUAGGUGGACAGAGAUCAGAGAGAAAGAAAUGGAUUCACUGCUUUGAAGGAGUUACAUGUAUUAUAUUCUGUGCAGCACUAAGUGCUUAUGAUAUGGUCCUGGUGGAAGAUGAGGAAGUGAACCGAAUGCAUGAAAGCCUUCACCUGUUCAACAGCAUCUGUAACCACAAGUACUUUGCUACUACUUCCAUUGUCCUAUUUCUCAACAAAAAGGAUCUCUUUCAAGAAAAAGUCUCUAAGGUUCAUCUUAGUAUCUGUUUUCCAGAAUACACUGGACCAAAUACAUUUGAAGAUGCAGGGAACUAUAUCAAGAACCAGUUCCUUGACCUGAAUUUAAAAAAGGAAGAUAAGGAGAUCUAUUCUCACAUGACCUGUGCUACUGACACUCAAAAUGUCAAGUUUGUUUUUGAUGCAGUGACAGAUAUAAUCAUCAAAGAAAACUUGAAAGACUGUGGGCUCUUUUAAUUGCGGCUUCUAAAUGUGCUUUGCUUUUGUGAUUUUUUUCAUGAGAUAAAGGAAUAUAUGCUGUGUGUUCUGAUGCAUUCUGGACAAGUUUUAACUGACUUACAAUAAGAGUUAGAAUGAUAUUGCAUUGGCUUGGUGCCCAAAUGCUGAAACAUGCAAUCUUUUGCUCAAGCACUACCUGUAUUGUUUUUGGCAUCAUAAAUAACUGAACUUACUGUGGUGUCUAAUAAGAAUGUAGGGAAGUGUGUGACUUCAUUUAAUGCCUUUGGUUUCAUAAAUUUUAGCUCCUGAAAUAUCUUUGAACUCUAAAAUAGGACACAUUAAUGACAUUUAAAAAUAGCCUUUUGUGUUGUGAACUAGAUUCUUUAAACAGAGAAAUUAUGGGAAAUGCAGGGCACUAGAACACUCUUUAAAGGUCAAAUAUUUUUUAACUGUCAGUUUUGAUUAGAAACUAAAUUGAGAGAUUUUAUUCAGAAUUGAA